CCGAGUGUCGCAGAGACGGGUCGCGCACUGACAGACGGCAGGUGGUUUAGCUUCCCGCCGACUUGAAGACACUCGAAACUACAAGUUUGAGAGGACUCCAGACAGACAGGGAUGAUACGGCUACACCAUUGUGCGUGUGCUGACAGUGGUUAGCUCGUGCUAGCGAGGGUUAGCUUGGUCGACGGGGAUGGUUCUUCAAUAACAUUCGAGAUGGAGGACAGUGAUGGAGAGGAAACACCCGAGCUGCCUCUGGAAAUUGUCAUUUACAUCCUGAGUUUCCUUCACGCCUCAGACCGGAAGGAAGCCUCCCUUGUGUGUCGCAGCUGGUACCUUGCAAGUCAGGAGCUGUGUUUUCAGAAGAAUGUCACAUUCUGCUUCCCGGCGUCUGCGUCCUCCUUGGACCUGGUCCGAGGUCUGGGGAGGAAGUCCCAGUGCAGUCUGGUCAUCAGUCAGCUGGAUGGGUUCAGCAUGUCACGGUCACUGUUGCUAGAGGUGGGUCAGUGCUUGGGCUCCAAGCUGGAGAGCCUGGCUCUGCCCGGCAGCAGCAUCACAGAGGCAUCUCUGCUGACCCUGCUCCCUCACCUCACCUCCCUCCGCAGGCUGGACCUCCGAGGUCUCGACAGCCUUUUUAUGUCUGGAGCGUUCCUCUCCAGGGAAGAGCACCGGCGCCAGGUCAGUUCUGCCCUGCGGGGGCUGGAGGAGCUGGACCUGUCUGAUCUCCGCUACCUCUCCGACCUCACCUUCAACCGCCUGACCGGCUGCACGCCGAGGCUCCGCAGUCUGUCGCUGGCGGGGUGCCACAUCGCGUUUGAGUUUGACCCCUACCGUGGCUGCCCCGUGGGCGCCGUGGAGGACUCCUCGGCUCUGCUGUCCCUGAGGAACCUGCGCAGGCUGCUGACAGAGCAGAAGUCCACUCUUGUAGCGCUGGACCUCAGCAGAACGUCCAUCACGCCUGAGUCGCUGCGGACUAUCGCUCAGGUUCCAGGGCUGGUGCUGCAGGAGCUCCGCCUACACGGCUGUAAGGAGCUGACUGACUACUCCGUGGAGAACCUGGUGAGACGACAGUCCCUCAUCCAGAGGCUGGACAUCAGCGGCUGCACCGAGCUGACCAGCCGAGCCGUCGUCGCCAUCGCACGCGACCUGAGCUCGCUGACUCACCUCUACUUGUCCUGUGACUGGAGGAUCACAGAGAAAGGCCUCGCUGACUUGCUGUCCCUGUCCAACCUGAAGUGUCUGGAUCUGUCCGAGUGUCUGCACAUCAGCGGUGCGGAGAUCGUGAAGGGCCUGUCCACCUCCAACAGCGACAGAGCUCAACUGGAGACGCUGAAGCUCACCAGCUGCGCCUACAUCCGGGACAUCACAGUUUUCUCGCUCUCCCAGCUCCUCAGAGGAACUCUGCGAGAGCUGGACUUGACCUCGUGUGUCAACGUGACUGACUUGUCUCUGCACGCCAUCGCCACCCACCUGAAGGGGCUGCUGGUGCUCAAACUGGGCUGGUGCACUGAGGUGACAGACUGGGGUCUGCUCGGGAUGGUGGAGACGGCCAAGUGCGAGACAGAGGAGGAGGAGUGGGACAAGAGCCCGCGGUUCACCCGCACUUUUGGCAACAUGGGCUUCUUCAAGCCGCCUCCUCUGCCUUACGAGGAGCAGCCCAAGAUGUUGACGCAGAACGCCAGGGAGACGCUGAAGCAGCAGACUGGGGCGUCGCUGCUGUCCCUGCGGCGGCUGCAGCAGCUGGACCUGACGGCCUGCUGCAAACUCACCGACCACGGCAUCACACAGGUGAUACAGCACCCAGACCUGCAGCACCUCUCCCUGGGCAUGCUGCCCAAAAUAACAGACGCCAGCUUGGUGUCCAUCGCCCGUCACUGCCGCAGCCUCACCUCUCUGUCUUUGAGUCACUGCACCGAGAUCAGCGACGCAGGCCUGACGGCGGCGGCGCCCUUCCUGCACAGGCUGCAGCAUCUCUACCUCUCCUCCUGUCACAUCACCGACAGGUCCUUACUGGUCCUGAUCAAACACUGCAGGCGCCUCAAGACUCUGGACAUCUCCAAGUGCAAAAACAUCACUGGAACCAUGGUGGAGCUCCUUCAGUCUCAUAUGCCAUAUUUGGAGAACAUUCACUACAAAUUCCCAGGUGGGACUGACCUGAGUCUGACUCUCUGACAUCACUUCCGCCAACAACCUGCUGACCAAAGAACUUUUUUUAAAGACUGUAAAUCCAUGUCUGACAUCAUCUUCACGCCUGCUGAAACGACGGGACAUUCCUCCUCAGAGUGAGGAUGUUUUAAAUGUUAGUUUUACCUGUUUUAAUCAUAGAAUUGUGAGGAUAUUUUUUGGACUGUCUGACCAAAUAACCAGUGAUUGUAAAGAGUGUUGUAUUUAACUGGAGCAUGUCACCAAACCCCCUGUAAAGUUGAAGAAAUUAAAAAGGUUGAAAUUUCUUCAUCACCGUUAGAGAUCGGAAUCUUUGUCAAGAGUGCCAUCUAGUGGUUUCUGAAAAUAAUUGAAGGAGCAGUUCAGGAGUCUGAGACAAAAUGAAAGCGCAGCGUUCGUCGUGACUCGGUGAUGAGUGAAAGCUGUCGGUCUCUUCGGUACGAAUCUUUAUUCAUGCCAAAGCAGAGACAUCACAGUGCAUCUGGUAAAAACAGUCAUGAUGACGAAACACGAACAUCUAAUAUUAUUAUUAUCAUUAUUCUGAUGCACUGGAACCCGAGGAGUUGCUUCUAACAUCAUGAAGAGUCCAUCUUCAGACACAGAUUGGUACCGGGUCGUGAUGAAAUAUCAACUUCCUGCGUAAGAAAACCUUAAAUAUCAGCAUAUAUUAGCAGGACCACGUUUGAACUGUACCUGUCUUCAAGUGUGCUGCUGAAAUUCAACGAUAGCGUCCGUGUCAGUACAACAGUGAGCAGCUGCGACCAGCAGGAUGGUGAGCCAGAGGACAGAGGCGACAACAGCGGUGGACAAGCAGCCGACUCACAUGACAGUGACCCAGGAAAGUCUUGAAUCUAUCACCUGCUCCCUGCUUUGUCAGUUCACUCUCUGGAGCUCAGGGAGUCUGGAACAGUGGCUUGGAUGGACUGUGCAUGAGAUCAGAGGGGUCACAUGGGUCAAAUCAAUACAUGAUAUUCUCAAACUGACUUUGUUCUAGCCCCUAUUUCUCCCUAGAGCUUUGUCUGUUGCAGUGCAUUAUGGGGCUUGU
Messenger RNA from Synchiropus splendidus (mandarinfish), 3202 nucleotides. It is a transcript of the gene fbxl9, whose product is annotated as F-box and leucine rich repeat protein. Gene Ontology annotation, cellular component: SCF ubiquitin ligase complex. Gene Ontology annotation, biological process: SCF-dependent proteasomal ubiquitin-dependent protein catabolic process. The transcript has 11 exons. The record is from RefSeq and is a predicted model, not a curated record. Gene Ontology annotation, molecular function: protein binding. Lineage: Eukaryota; Metazoa; Chordata; Actinopteri; Syngnathiformes; Callionymidae. Bases 211 to 2166 code for a protein of 651 amino acids.